AUGGCCCUGGGACAGAGGCCGCUCAUCACUAUGUCCCGGGGAGCAGGGCGACUGCGGGGCGCACUGCGGGCCCUCAUCCUCCUCGGCGUCCUAGUGGGUAUGGUGGAGCCCUCCCCCGUGGGCAUCCGCGCCAACAGCACACGGCUGGGCUCGAGGGGCUGGGGCGCCCUGCUGUCCAGGUCUCGCGUGGGGCUGGCCGGGGAGACCGCUGGUGUCCCCUGGGAGAGCGGCUAUCUGGUGGGGCUCAAGCGGCAGAGGAGGCUCUACUGCAACGUGGGCAUCGGCUUCCACCUCCAGGUGCCGCCCGACGGCCGGAUCAGCGGGACCCACGAGGAGAGUCCCUACAGCCUGCUGGAGAUCUCCACGGUGGAGCGGGGCGUGGUGAGCCUCUUUGGGGUGAAAAGUGCCCUCUUCGUCGCCAUGAACAGUAAAGGAAGGCUGUACACGACGCCCAGCUUUCAGGAGGAAUGCAAGUUCAGAGAAACCCUCCUGCCCAAUAAUUACAACGCCUACGAGUCAGCCCUGUACCGAGGCACGUACAUCGCACUGAGCAAAUACGGACGGGUGAAGCGGGGCAGCAAGGUGUCCCCGGUCAUGACUGUCACUCACUUCCUUCCCAGGAUAUAAGGGCCCUGAAGGGAGGCAGCUUUUCUGUUGGAAUUUUGCACAAGUUAACAGUUGUCCCCUCUCCCCGUGACUCCUGGGUUGGGCUCUUCUGGUGCUUGGGGAGACCAGGGUCAGUCCCCUUGGCGGCCGGACCCCAUGGUGUGCGACCCACCUGAGUGUGGGGUUGCAGCCAGUAUUCCAGAAUGGCAACUGAUCCCACGCUCUGACCUCGCCUGAGGAAAGAAGAU
Molecule: messenger RNA, 854 nt
Organism: Camelus dromedarius (Arabian camel)
Lineage: Eukaryota; Metazoa; Chordata; Mammalia; Artiodactyla; Camelidae
Gene: FGF6
Product: fibroblast growth factor 6
Exons: 3
Coding region: 1-627 (208 amino acids)
Biological process (GO): animal organ morphogenesis; positive regulation of gene expression; cell differentiation
Cellular component (GO): cytoplasm
Molecular function (GO): fibroblast growth factor receptor binding; growth factor activity
Source: RefSeq, a predicted model, not a curated record